AUGGCCGAGCUUCACGUUAUUGGGGAUCUGAUGUCCGGGGAAAAUUUUGGAAGGAGGAGCUACUUUUGCAUCUUUGAGAUUGUCACCGGGGAGCACUGGAGCGUCGUGGAAGGUCGUACGUCCGGCUGCACUCAUAUCAUGCAGAGUGGUGGGGAGGGCAGUGUUUUGUGGUGUUUCCCAUUAGAUGUCCACUUUACAACGAACAGCAUAGAGGGGUGGCCCAAGAUAUCGCUGCAGGUGUGGUCCAUUGACCAAUAUGGCCGAAAGGAUCUGGAGGGAUACGGUGUCGCCUUUGUGCCACCGCCCAGCAUAGAAGAACAGGAGGUGGUGGUAGGGACAUGGAAGCCAUGUUACUGGAGUCCGAGCUUUUUCACUCGCAUUUACGAGGCGCUUCGACUUGUUGUACUUGGCGGGAAUCCGGUACUGCGUGAUAAGGCGCUUAUACACACCAACGACGAGCGUUUCAAACUGCAGACCAAAAGUGGUGGAACAGUUUGUCUCCAGUUAAAUGUAAUUUCGCGGGGAAUGCAGAGGUUGGGGAUUCGAUACAGUUGA
Molecule: messenger RNA, 555 nt
Organism: Trypanosoma cruzi
Lineage: Eukaryota; Euglenozoa; Kinetoplastea; Trypanosomatida; Trypanosomatidae
Exons: 1
Coding region: 1-555 (184 amino acids)
Biological process (GO): cilium assembly
Cellular component (GO): MKS complex
Source: RefSeq, a predicted model, not a curated record